Messenger RNA from Andrographis paniculata, 1625 nucleotides. RefSeq names its product protein RAE1-like. Bases 212 to 1258 code for a protein of 348 amino acids. The record is from RefSeq and is a predicted model, not a curated record. The transcript is spliced from 11 exons. NCBI's taxonomy places the organism in Eukaryota, Viridiplantae, Streptophyta, Magnoliopsida, Lamiales, Acanthaceae. Gene Ontology annotation, cellular component: nuclear pore. Gene Ontology annotation, biological process: RNA export from nucleus; transcription-dependent tethering of RNA polymerase II gene DNA at nuclear periphery. Gene Ontology annotation, molecular function: ubiquitin binding; RNA binding.
AGAUGUUCGAGAAAGUUUAAAAAAACAAGUGCGGGUUCCUGUUGCCGCUUUGUUGUGGCUUCUCUCUGGCCGCUAAAAGCUUGCAGAGUCGUGGCGAUUCUUUCGAUUUGUUCUGAGAAGUUGGCCAGAUGCGCCGUUGGAGUGUUUAUUCUGCUUAAUUGGAGGAUUGUCUUUGUGUAAUUUGCCAAUAACUAGGGUUUAAAGAUUCUCUAUGGCUACAUUCGGUGCUGCGCCGACUAACGCGAAUCCUAACCGUUCCGCUGAGGUGGUACAACCUCCCAGUGAUUCAGUCUCCAGCCUCUGUUUUAGUCCCAAGGCAAAUUUCCUGGUUGCUACUUCUUGGGAUAAUCAGGUGCGAUGUUGGGAGGUGAUGAAAUCAGGAACUAAUAUCAGUACUGUUCCAAAGGCAUCCAUAACACAUGAGCAACCGGUCUUGUGCUCUGCUUGGAAGGAUGAUGGGACAACUGUCUUUUCUGGGGGUUGUGACAAACAAGUGAAAAUGUGGCCAUUAUCAUCAGGUGGCCAACCUGUAACUGUAGCUAUGCAUGAUGCUCCUGUUAAAGAGCUUGCUUGGAUCCCUGAAAUGAAUCUCCUAGUAACAGGAAGCUGGGACAAGACUCUUAGGUAUUGGGAUCUAAGACAGCAGAAUCCUACUUGGGUACAGCAGCUUCCCGAGCGUUGCUAUGCACUCACUGUUAAGCAUCCUCUUAUGGUGGUUGGCACUGCUGAUCGAAACCUGAUAGUUUUCAACCUGCAGAAUCCUCAGAAUGAGUUCAAGAGAGUUGUGUCACCCUUGAAGUACCAGACAAGAUGUUUAGCGGCGUUCCCUGAUCAGCAAGGAUUCUUGGUUGGGUCAAUUGAGGGGAGGGUUGGAGUGCACCAUCUUGAUGAAUCACAAUCAAGCAAAAACUUCACCUUCAAAUGCCACAGAGAUGGGAAUGAGAUUUACUCUGUCAACUCAUUAAAUUUUCACCCUGUCCAUCACACUUUCGCCACUGCUGGAUCUGAUGGAGCAUUUCACUUUUGGGACAAAGAUAGCAAACAACGGCUUAAGGCAAUGUUGAGGUGCGGCCAGCCUAUUCCUUGCAGCACUUUCAACAAUGAUGGUUCAAUCUAUGCAUACUCGGUGUGUUACGAUUGGAGCAAGGGUGCUGAAAAUCACAAUCCGUCAGCUGCCAAGACGUAUAUAUACCUACACCUGCCACAGGAGGCUGAGGUCAAAGCCAAACCCCGGGCUGGAACUAGUGGCAGAAAGUGAAUCCUGCUUUUCGAUUUCAGAGAACAGAAACUAUAUAUUCUGUAUACAGUGCGCAAUUACAAUAGCAUCACAUCAUCGAUGAUAAGAUGAUGAUUGGUUGCUGUAAGGUAGGAUGGGAGUCUCAAUAUGGCAAUCUUUUGAUCCCAAGUAUAGUGUACGUCCAACUGCCAUGCAUAUGGUUGUGAUGUAAACAAUUAAGUCUUUUUUUUAUGCUGUCGUGAGUAGGAUUGAAUUUUAUUUAGAUUAGAGCAGCAGCCCAACCAUCUUCCCUACAUGAUUUGCCUUUCACAACCAUUCAGGGUAUGCUGCUUUUCAGUAUGCUUCAGUUCUAAGAUUGAUACAUGGAUUGGCUUGCAUUAAGUUUUGA